UAACGCCACACACUCCAGCCUGGCCGACAGAGCCAGACUCUCUCAAAACAAUAGUAAUAAAUGACAAUAAAGUUAGGGGUGAUCAGGCCCUGAACAGGGAAGUGUUCUGUGCAAGGUCACACAGCAAAGAAGAUAACCCGGGUGCCCACAUCUCAGCCCAGAGUCUUGACCCCUCUGUCAUCAGUUGCACACAUGCUGCACACUACACCAGCCCCUGGGUUUCUCUACACAUCUGAUUUCUCCAGGCCCGGACUGUGGGUGGCUUUUUGGACAGAAGGAAGCAGAAAACAGCAGGAGCUAGGACCACACCUCAAACAGAAACCCAGGUGGGAUUGCUCUGAGGCUUCAGGCGGGGGAGGCUGGCCUGAAAGCCGAUCUCCAAGAGGGUGUGGCUCCAAAACGCUGGCAAAUAAAAGCCUGGAGAGUCAGCACCAGUCUGGAGACCAGCGGGAGGCACGGGAAAACUGCAAGCCGUUCUGUUCCUGGGCCUCGGAAGUGAUGCUCAUGGCAUCCCCCCAAACCCUGGUCCUCUGUCUGCUGGUCCUGGCAGUCACUGAAGGCUGGGGCCAAGAGGCAGCCAUCCCAGGCUGCCACUUGCACCCCUUCAAUGUGACAGUGCGAAGUGACCGCCAAGGCACCUGCCAGGGCUCCCACGUGGCACAGGCCUGUGUGGGCCACUGUGAGUCCAGCGCCUUCCCUUCUCGGUACUCUGUACUGGUGGCCAGUGGCUACCGACACAAUAUCACCUCUGUCUCUCAGUGCUGCACCAUCAGUGGCCUGAAGAAGGUGAAAGUACAGCUGCACUGUGUGGGGAGCCAGAGGGAGGAGCUCGAGAUCUUCACCGCCCGGGCCUGCCAGUGUGACAUGUGUCGCCUCUCCCGCUACUAGCCCAUCCUCUCCCUUCCUUCCUCCCCUGGGGCACAGGGCUUGCCAUUCUGAUGGGGAAAACCUGGGUUUGAGAUUCAAAAACUGGAAGGUACUCCAACCCUGCUGGUUACUUGCUAUGGAAUUUUUUUAAGUAACACGGGGUUGUUCCAGCUCUGACCCUCUAAGAUUUUGUGACUGUCACCUCCUGAGAAGAGGGGAGUUUCUGCUGCUUCCCUGCCUCUCUCUGGCUCUUCUAAACCAAUCUUUCAUCAUUUUACUUCCCUCUUUUCCCUUACCCCUAAAUAAAGCAAGCAGUUCUUGA
Messenger RNA from Saimiri boliviensis boliviensis (Bolivian squirrel monkey), 1189 nucleotides. Lineage: Eukaryota; Metazoa; Chordata; Mammalia; Primates; Cebidae. The record is from RefSeq and is a predicted model, not a curated record.